This is a messenger RNA of Priapulus caudatus, 2156 nucleotides long. RefSeq names its product pirin-like. Gene Ontology annotation, cellular component: nucleus. Gene Ontology annotation, molecular function: quercetin 2,3-dioxygenase activity. The coding region runs from base 208 to 1089 and encodes 293 amino acids. Gene Ontology annotation, biological process: monocyte differentiation. The record is from RefSeq and is a predicted model, not a curated record. Lineage: Eukaryota; Metazoa; Priapulida; Priapulimorpha; Priapulimorphida; Priapulidae. The transcript is spliced from 8 exons.
GAUGACUUGCACAUUUUCAUGCAAAGCUGCAGCUGUAUAUAUAUGGCUGCAAGAGCACUCAUACUCACAUGGAGAGUGGACAUCACGAGUUGACUACACCUAUAAGUGAUUAUCGUCGAAAUUGUGCAAUAAAACUUUCAUUUCAGUUUGGUAGAGCGCGGCGAGGGGGUACAUACAGUAACUCACGUGCAGUGAAUCCUGGAAAACAUGUCGCGACCUAUAAAGAAGAUUGUGAAAGGGAGUUGGCAGAAUGAAGGAAAUGGAGCUAGAGUUCUCCGCUCCAUUGGUGGGUCGCAGUUAAGAAACCUGGAUCCCUUCCUGAUGCUUGAUGAAUUUUGUGUGACAUGGCCAGCAGGCUUUCCUGACCACCCUCACCGAGGAUUUGAAACGGUAACAUACAUGAUAUCGGGUGCAACAGAACAUGAAGACUUUGUAGGGCACAAAGGGGUAAUAAAAGUUGGAGAUGUGCAGUGGAUGACUGCAGGUAGAGGCGUGAUGCACAGUGAGAUGCCUCAUGGAGACAAAGAGGCCAUUGGACUGCAGCUUUGGGUGAAUCUGAAAAAAACUGACAAGAUGGUGCAGCCAUCAUACCAAGAACUUAAAGAUGCAGACAUUCCGAAGGUCACAAGUGAAGGUGUCACUGUCAAGAUAAUUGCAGGAGAGACCAUGGGAGUGAAGUCUCAAGUAAGAACGCUGACUCCAAGCUACUAUUUUGACAUUUCGAUGGAAAAAGGGGCGCACAUGAAACUACCUUUGCCGAAAGGCUGGACCACGUUUGUUUAUACGCUCACUGGAACUGUACAGUUUGGACCAAGUGCACAGGUAAAGGAAGUAGAAGAGCACAGUACAGUCGUGUUUGAAGAUGGGGAGAUGGUGGAAGCACAAAAUAAGGGAGAUAAACCAGCUCGGUUUGUGCUGCUGAGUGGCCAACCUAUAGGGGAACCUGUGGUGCAGCAUGGACCAUUUGUGAUGAACACUGCAGAGGAUAUACAGGCGACAAUCAAGGAUUACCACAAUACCACGAAUGGCUUUGAGAGAGCCCGAAAAUGGAAGUCAAGAUCUGGUAACAGACUGCUACAGAGUUCUUAAAGUUUUACGAGUUGUAUUUAUACUUUGUACCACUCUGAAGGUGUUUUUACUAUUUUCACUGUUUUAACAUUAGCCCAAGGUAGAGGUUGCAUCAUACCUUGUGAUGAGAAUUCUGGUUGGAGUUCCUUGAUUGAUAUUCGGUUGCAUUCAAGCGAUUCGUGAUUGAUUGAUUAUAAUUGGUUAAUCAUGAUGAUCGGGAAUAUUGAAUGGGUAAUACUAAUAUAUAUAGCUGGCACAUGUACUAUUUAUUUCACUUCACCUAUUACUAAGAGAUCUAUUACAGCAUUUCUGUUGCAUUGGUUUAGUGUAAUCCUCAUUAUAAUCUCCAAACCUCCUCAACAUGUUUCAGGUGGUAGGGCUGCCAGCGCUUUAUUUUGUUUUCCAUUCUUAAAUUUUUAUAUAGCCCUGCAUUAUUGAGUGGUGAUUUUUCGUUUUAUAUUCGAUUAAAAAAUGGCUGCAUGGAUGUUUGGUGACUAUCACAUUAAAUUUUGAAAAUUUAGCAUGACGAUAGAGUAGGGGCAAGUAUUGCACACGAAGUUUGUCAGUGCAUUAGCGUUGUCUAACAUGACGUAUAUAUAGGAGGGACAUCUAUAAAGGUUAAACGAUACUGUACCCAUUGAUAUUACAUAGUAGUUAAUCAAUAUUUUGUCAUGUCAAUUAAAUGCGAAUCUGUUAAGUGAGGCUUAAACGAGGCAUGCUGUAGAUGUUUGCUGUCUUCAAUUAAACCAAUUUAAAUGUGUCCAUUUAUGAAAAAACAAAACAAGCUCCACUGACUUGCAUUGGCACAUUAUAAUCAUGUAAAUUCAAUGUAAAAUUUGCUACGAAAUACUGGUAAUAUUCCAUCCCAAGUGCACUUUUCAAGUAGUUAAUCAACUAGCAUAAACGAAUUAUUUGUAUAUAAAUAUAAAAUGUUGCACAGCAAGUUGGAUCAUUGCAGUUUACGCUAGCAUAGAAUCUAUGUGUGGGUGGGUAAGAUAUUUUUAACGAAUCCGGAUAGCUUGUAGACUGUCUGUAUGAUAACCAUGUGGAAAUAAAAACUCAUAUUCAUUUAUAAGUGUGGCAGAAUA